Molecule: messenger RNA, 840 nt
Organism: Tricharina praecox
Lineage: Eukaryota; Fungi; Ascomycota; Pezizomycetes; Pezizales; Pyronemataceae
Exons: 2
Coding region: 1-840 (279 amino acids)
Cellular component (GO): transcription factor TFIIH holo complex
Source: RefSeq, a predicted model, not a curated record
AUGGCGGCCACCUCGACGACACCCGACUCCGCACUCCCUCCCACCCCCAGCGAGCCCAGCGAGCCUGGCGGCUUCCUUCGCACGCUCUCCCCGCCGCCCUCGAGCCCCACCCCCUUCACCACCGCGCUGCCCACGCCCUCCAGCAUACCUCUCACCGCGCAUGCCACCAGCAAACUAAUCCGACACCUCGACAGCGAGCUACUCUCGAUCUCACGCUCGCACCUGAACCGGUACGCGAGCGAAUACAGCAGCUUGCCAUCAAUCCAGCCACUCCUCACCUCCCUCACGCAGCUAGUGGACCUGUUGUGGAUCUCAUCCACCCCCUCGCUGCAAACGCAGUACCUCCUGCAGAUCGCCAACAGCCUCAACGAGUACCUGCCCGGCUACGCACUGGGUAGUCCCGAGGAGUGGCGCGGCGUGUUCGCGCUGCUGGAUCGGCUGGACAGGUGCUUUCACGCGCUGAUCACGCGCUCGGUGGGCGGCGGCGGCGGCGCAGGACUGAACAUGACCGAGAAGGUUCGCCUCAAGAGUCUGGUUGAGCGCACGCGCCUGCAUGUGGUAAAGCUGCUGGACACCGGGACGGGCGAUGGCGAGUGGGCCGCGCUGGAUGUGCCCACCGAGAGUGAGGGACAUGUGCAGUUUCGAGGUGGGGAUUGGGACGGGGCGCCGCCGACGCCGGCUACGACUACUGCGACGGAAACGGAUACGGAGACGGACGACGAUAUGGAUGUUGAUGAGGAGAACGAGGAGGAAGAUUUGGAGUGGGAGAUUCAGGUUUCCAGGGUUUAUGAUAGGACUCUGCAGGAAAUUGGCGACGACUUGAUCUCUGCUACUUCGUGA